AUGUCGAAUUCAAGCGAAGGCCCUCAUGGACCUAUAUAUUGUGAGAAAUUUCAAUUGCAGGUGAUCUCUACUGGCAUUUUCGCGGGUAGUAAUCCAACUCAUUCCACUUUACCCCUUCUGUUGCUGCAACUUGGUUUAGUCUCUCUAUUAGGAGGAGUCCUGCAAUUUGUAUUUAGGCCUCUCGGUGUGCCUAAACAUGUCCUUGAUAUUCUUAGUGGGAUACUACUAGGUCCAUCUGGUAUUGCACGAAAUAAAAGUAUCUUCGAGACCUUAUUCGCUCCCAAAGGUGCAAUGGUGCUCGACGUCUAUGAGAUGGUGAGCACGAUACUUUUUAGUUUCUUCAUAGGCCUUAGAACUGAUGUGAAAAUCAUAAAAAGAGCAGGAGGAUUAGCACUUACCAUGGGGAUACUAUGUAGCAUUCUUCCGCAGAUAAUCAAUGCAAUCGUGCUUCGAGUUUUAACCAAAGAUAUGUCAGAUGACUCUGCUCUUAGCCAUGCAUUGACCUCUUGUGCUGGCCUCGAGGGGCUGAUUAACUUUCAUGUUGUGUAUACCACUCUUGUAGACCAGAAGUUUCUUAACACUGAGGUGGGCCGUGUAGCCCUUUCGUCUUCGAUGAUCUCGGGCUUUUGUAGUUGGAUCAUGAUUAUGGUUCGGAAGCUUUAUGAUGAUUCUGUUCGUGGUCGUAUAGCUCAGUCAAUGUUAUCACCAUUUUUCAGAGCUUUUAUGAUAGUCAUUACUGUGUAUGUGCUCCGCCCUAUUAUGUUUUGGAUGAUAAGUAGAACACCAGAAGGCAAAACCUUGAAACAAUCCUAUGUUUGUUCGAUGACACUCUUUUGUUUUGGCUUAGCCUUUUACUCCGAAAUCACUGGAAUGCACCAUGUAUUUUCAUCAAUUCUACUUGGUCUGGCUGUCCCAGAUGAUUCUCCACUACAAUCAGGGCUUGUGCACAAGCUCGAGGGAUUUGUUAACGGAGUACUUAUGCCCUCGUUUAUUAUCAAUGUUGGUAGAAAAGUCGAUAUUUAUCAACUAAAAGGGAGCUCUGUUGGAAAAGUUGAGGUUUUAGUUGCCACAAGCUUCUUGGGAAAACUUGCAUCAAGUUUAAUAGCUUCAACAUUUUGGAACAUGGCUCUAAUGGACGCCUUCUUGAUCGGUCUCCUCGUGACUUGCCAGGGCAUAUUUGAUAUCCAAUUUUUCACUAUUGCUGAGAAACUAGAAAAGAAUCUAACUAUCGAGUGCUUCACCGUAAUGGUGAUCAUGGCACUAGUUAUACCGACUAUUGUAACACCUAUAGUGGCAUACAUCUACAAUCCUUCGACAUUAUACAAAACUUCCGCAAAACGUGGUAUUCAUGCCACAAAAUACAAUCUGGAGUUCAAGAUUCUAGCCUGCAUUCAUCAAGAAGACACCGUUACAACGCUGAUCAACGUCUUGGAAGCUUCCAAUCCCACAAGAAAAAGCCCCAUUACAGCUUAUGUUCUAGACCUCGUCGAGCUUGUUGGCCAAAGCAUACCCUUAUUCAUCAGUCACAAGCUCAAGAGAAGUCCAUCUUCAAGAUCAAACAGAACUCAGCGCAUCAUUAAGGCCUUUUAUCAGUACGAGUUACAGAACCAAGAAUUUGUAACUGUUCAUUGCUUCACCUCUGUUGCACCAUUCGAGACGAUGCACAACGAUAUUUGUUUGCUGGCACUUGAAAAAGGUACAUCAUUGAUAAUCCUUUCGCAGGGCAUGGUUACCAACUCUUCAGUAAAAGAAAUGAACAAUCAUGUCAUGGAGAAUGCGCCGUGUACAGUCGGAAUCCUAGUGGAUCGCAAGGCUCUAGGAGAGUCAAAUGCUGCAGUCUCCCCAUGGCUUUGCUUUCAUGCCUGUUUGAUCUUUAUAGGAGGUUCUGAUGAUCGUGAAGCACUCACAUACUGCAGUCGAAUGUGUGAGCAUGCCAACAUUAGCCUCACUGUCAUACACAUAACUGAACUUAUCCAAAGUCAGUUAGACUUGGAUGCCAUGGACCGGUUUAGAGAUACAAAUGUCUAUAAUAAUCGUGUAUUCUAUAAUUCUGUAACCGUGAAAGAAGGAACAGAGACAGUUCGCGCGCUUCAAACAUUGAACAAUGUCGAUUGUGAUCUUAUUGUUGUUGGCAGAAGGCAUGAUCCUGAAUCAGCUGUAAUGUCAGGGCUUGCAGAUUGGGGUGAAAAGACACCAGAUAUGGGGACUAUUGGGGAUAUCGUGGUGUCUCCAGAUAUAGAUAACAAGGCAGCUGUCAUGAUACUGCAGGCGCACAGUUUAGACCACGAAAUCGAAGUAAUUCCAACCACACCUCCACUUACCCCAAAUAAAAACUUAAAGUGUAUUACAACUGUUGAUCCUGAUAAAGAUUUGUGGCAAUUGCCUGAACUUCACUCUGAUAAAAGGUCCCCUCGAUAG
This is a messenger RNA of Daucus carota subsp. sativus, 2418 nucleotides long. RefSeq names its product cation/H(+) antiporter 26. Gene Ontology annotation, cellular component: endomembrane system. NCBI's taxonomy places the organism in Eukaryota, Viridiplantae, Streptophyta, Magnoliopsida, Apiales, Apiaceae. The transcript has 4 exons. The coding region runs from base 1 to 2418 and encodes 805 amino acids. Gene Ontology annotation, biological process: regulation of pH. The record is from RefSeq and is a predicted model, not a curated record.